AUGUAUUGCCAGAAGUGUCGCACGCCGUUGAAACUGGAUGGCUCAAUAGAGUCACUAAACCCAGCUGCCUUUGACUUGUUAUCCAACUCUACAGGGAAGACGCUGUCGGAUGGAGCUGUUUCCUCUCGAGCGUCAUAUCCACCCGAACAUCGCGACAAGUAUGACCAGUCCUCUAGACAUGCUACGCAGCCGGUUUACAGACGGUCUAUCCCUGCCCCGCGUGCAGGCCAGCCCAACCCUCCGACCAUACCCCGAGCCGAGAGCGGCAAUAUGUCAUUUGUGAUGCUGACGGAGUCUCAAGUCACGCCGCCACCAGCCAGUGAGAGUGCCCGAAGCAAGCGAAAUACACAAGCCCAACGUGGCCAGGAGGAUGGGUCAUUUGUUGAUCAAGUGGAGAAGACAACACGACUGUUUGAGAUCGUCUCGGCGCGCUCCGAUAUCGAUCAUCCGAUUUGCGUGGAGUGCACCGAGCUACUUGUCGAAGGAUUGCAGAAACGCUUGGCUGGAUCUACGAAGGAGCGAGAUGCAUAUAUCUCGUUUCUUAGGAACCUAAAUGGGUCAAUCCCGACCGGAGAGGAGCUGCAGGCAGCCCAGAAAUCGUUGGAUGACAGCCUUCAAGCGGAGCGGGCUGCAUUCGCAGAGCUGCAGGAGUUCGAGAAAGAAAAAGCUGCUCUAGAUGCGGAAAUUUCCAGCUUAGAAAUUGAGUCUCGACAUCUAGACGCGGACGAGGAGAGCUUUUGGCGGUCUCGCAAUGCUUUUGCCUUGACGCUAACCGAGUUUCAAAACGAACGGGAUGCGCUCAAUAUGCGUUAUGAUCAUGACUCGCAACAGCUUGAGAGACUACAACGAACAAAUGUCUACAAUGACGCGUUCUGCAUUGGUCACGAUGGAUAUUUCGGUACAAUCAAUGGACUACGACUGGGUCGGCUGGCCAAUCCUUCGGUUGACUGGCCUGAAAUAAAUGCGGCAUGGGGACAGACAGCGCUACUUCUGGCUACAAUGGCUGACAAACUGGGAUUCCAAUUCCAAGGGUAUCGUCUCAGGCCGCUGGGAUCUAACUCACGAAUUGACAAGCUUGAAUAUCCUACGCAGCCAUCCGGUCAGCCUGUGGAGGGCGCUACACCUAAAGUUAUCGAACUAGACCUAUUUUCAUCCGGGGAUCAACUGCUCAAUUUGAAUUGGCUUCACCGUCGCUUUGACUCCGGGAUGGUGGCGUUUCUUGAAUGUCUCCGGCAGCUGGGCAAGUUUGUUGAAAGGACCCCGGCGCCCGUUAUUUCCCCCCGCCGCGGCCAGACCGGCGCCACCGCACCGGGGUUGAAAUUACCCUAUGAGAUCAAGCGAGAUCGUAUUGGCGAUUCUAGUAUCAAGUUGGGCUUCAACCAGAAUGAUGAGACAUGGACACGAGCCUGCAAGUACACGCUCACCUGCUGCAAGUUUCUCCUUGCGCAUGCCAGCAAUCUGGCCAGCACGGGGUCGAAUUCAGCUGCGGUUGCGGCUGCGGCCGUAGCAGCCGCGGAUCAAGCCCGACAGACAACGAUUCUGAAUAAUAAAUGA
Molecule: messenger RNA, 1554 nt
Organism: Penicillium griseofulvum
Lineage: Eukaryota; Fungi; Ascomycota; Eurotiomycetes; Eurotiales; Aspergillaceae
Product: beclin 1
Exons: 2
Coding region: 1-1554 (517 amino acids)
Biological process (GO): autophagy; cellular response to nitrogen starvation; late endosome to vacuole transport
Cellular component (GO): phosphatidylinositol 3-kinase complex, class III, type I; phosphatidylinositol 3-kinase complex, class III, type II; phagophore assembly site
Source: RefSeq, a predicted model, not a curated record